UUCUUCGGCUGAUUCAGUCAGGACUUGGGGCCGCGCGCCGGCGGGGGCACCAUGUUUCUUCAGUCAGUCAGUCUCUGGAACCUGGCGUUUUAUGCCCUUAUGGUUUUCAUGGCGACCCUGGGGCUGUGGGACGUCUUCUUCGGCUUCGAGGAGAACAAGUGCAGUAUGAGCUAUAUGUUUGAGUACCCGGAGUAUCAGAAAAUAGAACUUCCAAAGAAACUGGCAAAACGCUAUCCUGCAUAUGAAUUAUAUCUUUAUGGAGAAGGAUCCUAUGCUGAAGAACACAAAAUUCUCCCUUUGACUGGUAUUCCAGUUCUCUUUCUUCCUGGUAAUGCUGGAAGUUAUAAGCAAGUUCGUUCGAUUGGUUCUAUUGCACUUAGAAAAGCAGAAGACAUUGACUUCAAGUACCACUUUGACUUCUUUAGUGUGAAUUUCAAUGAAGAACUGGUGGCACUGUAUGGUGGAAGUCUUCAGAAACAGACGAAGUUUGUACAUGAAUGCAUUAAAACAAUUCUCAAACUCUAUAAGGGUCAAGAAUUUGCUCCAAAAAGUGUGGCAAUAAUUGGUCAUUCUAUGGGUGGCCUUGUUGCAAGAGCAUUGCUUACAUUGAAAAAUUUUAAACAAGAUCUGAUAAAUCUUCUUAUCACACAAGCCACCCCUCAUGUUGCUCCUGUGAUGCCAUUAGAUCGUUUUAUAACAGACUUUUAUAUGACUGUAAACAACUAUUGGAUUCUAAAUGCUAGACACAUAAAUUUAACCACGCUUUCUGUAGCUGGAGGAUUCCGGGAUUACCAAGUUCGUUCAGGACUGACUUUUCUACCAAAAUUAAGCCAUCAUACCAGUGCCUUAUCUGUUGUGAGUUCAGCAGUGCCUAAGACCUGGGUCUCAACAGACCACCUUUCCAUUGUAUGGUGUAAACAAUUACAAUUGACUACAGUUCGAGCAUUCUUUGAUCUUAUUGAUGUUGAUACUAAACAAAUAACUCAAAAUCCCAAGAAGAAAUUGUCGGUUUUGAAUCACCACUUUAUAAGACACCCAGCAAAACACUUUGAGGAAAAUCCAGCAAUAAUUUCUGACUUAACAGGGACAUCUAUGUGGGUUCCAGUGAAAGUGUCCAAAUGGACCUAUGUGGCUUACAAUGAAAAUAACAUAUCAGUAGUAUUUGCAAACAUAGAAAUGGUUGCUAGGAAAAACAAUUUUUUUGUAUCCAAAAGGACUGUAUGGAUAAGAGUAUAUUGGAUUAGACUUAUUGGACCUUGUUUCAUUAGAACUUUCUCUGAUAGCCGGCAAGGGAUUGAUUUAUCAUGGAAAGCUGAACUACUGCCAACAAUUAAGUCUCUGACGUUAAGACUUCAAGACUAUCCAUCUUUGUCUCAUCUUGUUGUUUAUGUACCAUCUAUUCAUGGAAGUAAGUUUGUUGUAGAUUGUGAAUUCUUUAAAAAAGAGACAAGGUCCAUUCAGCUUCCUGUAACUCAUCUUUUUUCUUUUGGACUGUCUUCAAGGAAAGUGAUAUUAAAUACAAGUGGCCUGUUUUAUAAUAUAGAACUUCUAAACUUCGGACAGAUAUACCAGGCUUUUAAAAUCAACGUAGUAAGCAAGUGCUCAGGAGUCAAAGAAGAAAUAACUAGUAUUUAUAAACUUCAUAUUCCUUGGUCUUACGAAGAUUCCUUAACUAUUGCACAGGUACCAUCUUCCACAGAAAUUUCUCUGAAACUCCAUAUUGCUCAACCAGAAAAUGACAGCCAUGUAGCAUUAUUAAAAAUGUAUACAUCUUCAGACUGUCAGUAUGAAGUGACAGUUAAGACUUCCUUUUCACAAAUACUUGGACAGGUAGUUAGAUUUCAUGGUGGAGCUCUUCCUGCUUAUGUUACAUCUAGUAUCCUUCUUGCUUAUGGAGGACAGUUAUACUCUCUCUUCUCAACAGGUCAUUGCUUAGAAUAUGCUACUAUGUUGGAUAAAGAAGCCAAGCCAUACAAAGUUGAUCCUUUAGUAAUUAUGAUUAAGUUUCUGUUGGGAUAUAAAUGGUUUAAGGAAUUAUGGGAUGUGUUACUGUUACCAGAAUUAGAUGCCAUCGUUUUAACUAGUCAGAGUAUGUGUUUCCCCCUUGUAUCCUUGAUUCUCUUUCUGUUUGGAACAUGUACUGCCUACUGGGGUGGCCUACUUUCUUCUACAUCUGUGAGACUCCUUUCUUCAUUGUGGCUAGCUUUGAAAAGGCCCUCUGAACUUCCUAAAGAUAUCAAAAUGAUAUCAGCAGAUUUGCCCUUUUUGACAAUUGUUUUGAUCAUAGUUAGUUGGACAACCUGUGGAGCAUUUGCCAUACUGCUUACUUAUCUUUAUUAUGUGUUUAAGAUUGUUCAUCUGCAAGCCAGCCUAACAACUUACAAAAAUAGCCAGACUGUGAAUCCCAAACACUCUAGAAGAAGUGAAAAAAAAUCAAAUCACCAUAAAGACUCUACAGUACACUAUCUUCGUUUAUCUGCCAAUGAUGCUGAAGAUAGUCUUCGCAUGCACAGUACUGUGAUUAACUUACUAACAUGGAUUGUAUUACUCAGCAUGCCAUCUUUAAUUUAUUGGUUAAAGAAUCUCAGGUAUUACUUUAAACUUAAUCCUGAUCCAUGUAAACCUUUGGCAUUUAUCCUUAUUCCAACUGUGGCAAUUCUUGGAAAUACUCACACUGUUUCAAUAAAAUCCAGUAAAUUGUUGAAGGCUACUUCACAAUUUCCACUUCCUCUGGCUGUUGGUGUAAUUGCUUUUGGGUCAGCACAUUUAUACAGGGUUCCAUGCUUCAUUUUCAUUCCUCUUUUACUCCAUGCAUUAUGCAACUUCAUGUAAGACUGAAUUUAAGGAAUGAUAAAAAUAAUUACAACUUUAGGGUCAGUAAGAAGAGAGAAUGCACAGAUUCAUCAAUGUGGACAGCAAGAUCCUUUGGAGAAGACCAGUCUAUUUUUACAAUAUUGAAAAUAGGAAAUUAGUUUUAUAAUGCUUGAGAAAAGUAGUUGAAGCAUGGUUUUGUUUUGUGGUAUGGCAUCUGUGUACUAGUCAUUUUUGAAAAGGGUCUGGUGGCCACUGUUUUUGAGGACUUAUGCAUAUCAGCUAUUCUGCUUAAUUGGCCAUACUGGGGAUCUAAAUACUCAGUAAAUGUAGCAUUGCUUGUAAUCUCAACUCAAGCAUUCUGCUCAUUUCAUCAAACUUUCUUCUGAAAAGUCAGUUACUUUGUAUUUGCUACAGCAUGCAUAUUGAGAAAUCAGUCUUAAAAGAUGAAUGAAAAAGAAAAAGAUCAAUGAAAUUCACAACUGUUUGGUUUCUCAAAAAUGAAAUAACCUCAAAGAGUCAGUUUUGGCAGCCACAGUGAACAAGGCAGAUCUUUUGUUUUCUUACAUCUAUGAAAAUACAACUUUUAAUUUUAAGGAGACAUGUUUUCUUGGUAACCAAUGGAAGAUUGGUGAACAUAAUUUAAACUCAAAACUUAGUGAAAUUUUCUCACUACUUUUCAAAUACAGAUCUUACUUUGUAUUCUUGGUGAAUAUCAGGAGUCUAUUAAAGAAAUCUCUCAUUAAAUUUAAAGAAAAUUGUCCCAGAUAUUUACUUAUUGAUGUUGGAGCGGUACAGUUGUUCAGUAUGUACCAUUUUAUUUAAUUCAUUGACCCAAUGGUUGCCAAAAGUGCCUCAGAUCAUGAUGGCUUUUAAAAUAACUAAAUUCCAGUGGUCAGAAAAAAUCUCUAGUUUUGCAGUUUUUGUCUACUGUAGAAAAAAAGUCAGCGUGAUCAAGUGGUGUACCACAUUUGAUAUGUAAAAUAAUACUAUUAAUGGAAUAACCUACUGUUACCCAUUAAUAGCAUAAGUAUAAACAGUAUACCUAAAUAAAUUGGAGGUUUUAGCCACUAGUUUUAACAAUGGCAUCUUAAUUUGCCAAGGUGAUUACCUUGGUUUGACAGAAAAGAGAAUAAUAUUUCUAUUUCAUUUGAGACUUCAGCUCGCUUUUAGCUACAGAAGAGUAGGUAAUGGAGCUAGGUAUCUUUGCCUUAAGAUAGAAUAAACUCAGGCUGAGGUAUACUUGGCUCAUGGAGCCCUUCCUUUAGAUGUGUAUGCUCUACAUACCCAAAACCGUUUAAAGUCCUUAAAUCCCAGUAAUACUUGUGAACUUUUGUCCUUGUUAGUACCCAGGACUGUCCUAGAGUACCAGAUUCAUUUUGUCAGCAAUUGCAUCUGGAUUCCAUUACAACCUCUCAGCUGUUACUGCCUGUGGAGAGUUUCCCCCACUUCACUGCCUAUAGAGGGUUACCUCACUUCACUUCUCAGUUAUUCCUCAGGUCCUUGCUGUUUUGGCAUCAGUUGAAGAGGAUCUCGGUAUCAUCUAUGAGGGUUGUAAGUUUGUUUAAUUCCAUUGUUGUCUCUCCCAACCUCAUGCCUAUUCAGUAUUUAUAUUUUCACUUAUGGAGAUCAUUAAAGGGAAGUGAUAACCUCAUAGUAGACAUGGCUGACAUUUCAGGCUCUUGUUUGAGAGAGGUAGCACAAGGAUAAAAUACAAAAUGCUUGUUUGUUCAGUAUAUGAAAGGAAAGAGAGUUUAUUAUACACUUGUCCCGUGGCAUACCACUUGUAUAUUUAAAUAAGGACAUAUCUGCUUAUGUUUACCUAUUCAUAUAUUCAUAAGUAAGUUUUAUAUACAUUGUAUCUUUGUUUUUUUCACUGACAUUAUUAUAUUUUUAAGUUACAGGUUAAAUGUGUCAUUUAACUAUUUCUUAAUUUAAACUUACGUUUAUAUACAGAAAGAACUUUAGAAAAUUCAUUAAUUUGUAUCUUCUAUUGACAGCCACAGUCAUUGUGUUUAUAUGAUCUAAAGUCUCCUUAUUCAGUCAGUACUGCUCAUGAAUAAAAUGUAACAAGCUUAAAUUUCUCAUUUGUGAGUAGGAGAUUAGCUUUUUAAAGCAGCAGACUAGGCACACUAAUUCUCACUAAACAAUUUUCGUAUGCGUGUAGUUAUCAAGUCCUAAAGUCUUAUUUAUUCCAACAGAAUAUUUCAUUUUAGGGCUAUAAAAAGGAUUCUAAUUAAACAUAAACAAUAUAGGUUGGGUCUUUAACCAUUGUAUACACACACACACACACACACACACACCCCUACUACACACACACACACUCACUCACACAUACACAUUUUGACAGGGUGUUUAUCAAAUCCUGAUGUACUUUAAGCCUAAAUAACUACCAGAGAUGAGAAGAUAGGCUCUGUCUCAAGAUUAGGGAAAUUGAUGUUUCUGUCACUUGGGGAAAAGAUAGUCCUUUUGUCUUUAAAUUAUACAUUGGUUCUACCAUGCUUACAACCUAUAUUAAUUAGCUGGCAAAACAGUACAGCUUUAUUAGAAAUGUUACUAAAAAUGAAAUUAUUUACUGGAAGUUACAGAUUCUUCAGUUCAACAAACUUCUGAGCUCAAGUGCUAUAACAUUUUUAUUUAGAAUUUGAGUUUUGAGUUAUAAAAAUUACUCUUGGACCCUAUUGUUGAUAACUAGAUCAAACAGGAGAAAUACUGAGUACUUUUAGUGUUUCUAAAGCCUCAGUUGGAGUUACUAGUAUAAUUUGGAAGUGAUAAUAUGGUAGAAAAUAUUAACGUCUUUUUUCUGGAUCUUUUUCAUGCCAGAAAUUAAAACAGUUUCUGCUAACUCUUUUCUUGGUUGUCACUAGAAUGAAGAUAUUUAAAACAGUGGUCCCAAAAAGCCAUUCUUGCCUGGUUCACAUUGAUUUUGAGUUUCUUCAGUAUAUAUUGAUCAUGUAUUGAUUAAUCUUUAAUUUUUUUUCAUAUUUUGGUCAGAUAAAUUCACAUGUAUCUAAUGGAAUACCUUUUCUUGAUUGAACUACACUGUGGUAUCUAUAUGAUCAUACAGUAAAAAAAUAAAGAACUAUACUAGGCCUAGUAAA
This is a messenger RNA of Leptonychotes weddellii (Weddell seal), 5912 nucleotides long. The record is from RefSeq and is a predicted model, not a curated record. Lineage: Eukaryota; Metazoa; Chordata; Mammalia; Carnivora; Phocidae.